GCUGGUGGUGGCCGCAAGUGCAGUCCACGCAGGAGAGUGUGAGGAGGCGCUAUGGACCCUACUGCAUUCGUGGAUGCUGUUAUGGAAGACCUGGCCUGUCCUAUCUGCAUGACCUUCCUGAGGGAGCCUGUGAGCAUUGACUGCGGCCAUACCUUCUGCCACAGCUGCCUCUCCGGACUCUGGAAGGCUCCAGGGGAAUCCCAGAACUCGAGUCACACAUGUCCCCUUUGUCGGGCUCCUAUUAAGCCAAAGAACUGGAGGCCCAAUUGGCAGCUGGCCAGCGUUGUAGAAAAAGUCCGACUGUUAGGGCUACCCCAGGGGAUGGGGCAGAAGAGCAACGCGUGUGAGCAGCAUAGAGAACGGCUCAAGGUGUUCUGCAGAGACGAUGGCCUCAUCAUGUGCGAGGUGUGUGGCCAGUCCCCUGAGCAUGAGAGCCACCGUGUUGUACCAAUGGAAGAUGUCGCCUGGGAGUACAAGUGGAAACUCCACGAGGCUCUGGAAAAUCUGAGGAAAGAGCAAGAGAAGGCCUGGAAGCUGGAAGUUGGCGAGAAGAAACGAAUUGCCACGUGGAAGAUGCAGGUGGGAACCCGGAAACAGAGCAUCGUGUGGGAGUUUGAGAAGUAUCAGCGCUUACUAAAGGACAAACAGCCCGCAGGCCAGGAGCUCAAGGCAGAGGCAGCCACGGCUCUGGCCCUCCUGGAGCAGGAGGAGGGGGAGACCCUGGAGAAGCUGGAGCAGUAUAGCGAGGGGCUAGGCCAGCAGAGCCAGGCCCUGUGCAGGAUGAUUGCAGAGCUGGAGGAGAGGGCCCAGAAGCCUGUUCGCUGGAUGCUGCAGGGUAUUCAGGAAGUCUUAAACAGGUGUAGGUCCUGGAAUCUGCAGCCGCCAGAGCCUGUCUGCCUGGAGUUAAAGACAGAGUGCCGCGUGCCAGGCCUGAGAGAGCUCCUUAGGUCCUAUGCAGCUGAUGUGCGCCUGGAUCCAGACACCGCUUAUUCCCGCCUCGUCGUGUCCGAGGACAGAAAGCGCGUGCACUACGGAGACAGCCAGCAGGACCUCCCAGACAAUCCCGAGAGAUUCUACCGCUACAACAUCGUCUUGGGCAGCCAGCGCAUCUCCUCAGGCCGCCACUACUGGGAAGUGGAAGUGGGAGACCGGACCGAGUGGGGCCUGGGCGUGUGUACGGAGGAUGUCGAUCGGAAGGAGGUGGUCUACUUAUCCCCCCGCUACGGAUUCUGGGUGAUCAGGCUGAGGAAGGGAGAUGAGUACCGAGCAGGCACCGAGGAGUACUCGCUCCUAUCCUUGGCAGUCCCACCCCACCGAGUGGGAGUCUUCCUGGAUUAUGAGGCCCAUGAUAUUUCCUUCUACAACGUGACAGAUAAUGGCUCCCACAUUUUUACUUUUCCUCACUGUCCCUUCCCUGGGCACCUCCUGCCCUAUUUCAGCCCUUGUUACAGCAUCGGCGUCAACAACACGGGGCCCCUGGCCAUCUGUUCCUUGGAUGUGGAGGACUAAGA
Sorex araneus (European shrew) is the source of this 1511-nucleotide messenger RNA. It is a transcript of the gene TRIM68, whose product is annotated as tripartite motif containing 68. Bases 52 to 1509 code for a protein of 485 amino acids. Gene Ontology annotation, molecular function: zinc ion binding; protein binding. The transcript has 7 exons. The record is from RefSeq and is a predicted model, not a curated record. NCBI's taxonomy places the organism in Eukaryota, Metazoa, Chordata, Mammalia, Eulipotyphla, Soricidae.